This is a messenger RNA of Sardina pilchardus (European sardine), 3828 nucleotides long. It is a transcript of the gene nfyc, whose product is annotated as nuclear transcription factor Y, gamma. Lineage: Eukaryota; Metazoa; Chordata; Actinopteri; Clupeiformes; Clupeidae. The record is from RefSeq and is a predicted model, not a curated record. The transcript is spliced from 11 exons. Gene Ontology annotation, cellular component: CCAAT-binding factor complex; nucleus. The coding region runs from base 912 to 1982 and encodes 356 amino acids. Gene Ontology annotation, molecular function: RNA polymerase II cis-regulatory region sequence-specific DNA binding; protein heterodimerization activity; DNA-binding transcription activator activity, RNA polymerase II-specific. Gene Ontology annotation, biological process: regulation of transcription by RNA polymerase II.
AGGCGGGAAUGCAAAGGGGGUGGAGGGGGGAGGCAGCGCUGCGAGUAUCGUGUAGCAGGCUAGAUUGAUUACUUAGGAGUGUUAAAGGGAAAGCAAGCAGGCGAGCAGGCAGAUUUUUGUCUGGGACUCGAGUGAUUGUUGCCGGAGCUGCCAUUCCACUUGUUCUUUUUUCCCCCCUUCCAUCUCACUCUCCUCUCGCUCUCUCUCUCUCCCUCUCUGACUCUCCCUCUCUUUUUCUCCUUCUCUCGCACUUUGUCUCUCUGUACUGGGAGCCCUCCCGCUGUUGUCCAAGGCAGAGCAGGGUCAGAUGAAAGGCAAACGCUGGACUCGCUGGGGCAGACGGAUGUCUCAUCUAUCAGUGCCGCCAAAGGGGAGACGUGCAGGCGCACACACACACACGCUCACACACACACUCUCUCUCACUCACACACACACACACACAGUCAGAGGAACAGGAGAGGGCUGUGUGUGUGUCUGUGUGUGUGUGUGUGUGUGUGUGCCUAAACCAGGAAGGGGGCCAGAGCAGAGGAGAUGUGAUAGCACAAGGGUGAGGGGAGGACAUGCGAAGAGGAGCAGGAGGAGUGGAGGGAGAUAGGUGCUCGUCCUCCCGCGGUCUCUGUACUCGCUGCGUUAUUUGAAAGUGGAAAGUCGACUCGAGUUCCCCCCCGCUCUCGUGCUUUUUGCGGCUGGUGGGAUGAGUCGCUUGAGGAGGCACGAGCCGGAGGCUCCCUCUUUCUCUUUCUCUCUCUCUCUCUUUUGCUCUUUCUCUCUCUCUUUCUUUUCUUCCCUCGCUCUGUCUUUCGCUAUCGCUCUGUCCCUCCCUACUCUCGCUCUUGCGCCACUCAAAGGGACUUCUUCAGCUCGAGCCUCCAAUUCCUCCUCCUCUGACAUGAAGGGCACAGGAAGCGGUCAUGUCUGCAGACUCCUUCGGAGCAGGUGGCAGCGAUGCCCAACAGAGCCUGCAGUCCUUCUGGCCCAGAGUCAUGGAGGAGAUCAGGAACCUCACUGUGAAGGAUUUUCGCGUGCAGGAGCUUCCAUUGGCCCGCAUAAAGAAAAUCAUGAAACUGGAUGAGGAUGUGAAGAUGAUCAGUGCAGAGGCUCCAGUGCUGUUUGCCAAAGCUGCUCAGAUCUUCAUCACAGAGCUCACCCUCAGAGCCUGGAUCCACACCGAGGACAACAAGAGGCGCACCCUGCAAAGGAAUGAUAUCGCCAUGGCGAUCACCAAGUUCGACCAGUUUGACUUCCUCAUCGACAUCGUGCCCAGAGAUGACCUGAAGCCGCCUAAACGUCAGGAGGAGGUGCGCCAGACGGUGGCGUCGGCCGAGCCGGUGCAGUACUACUUCACGCUGGCGCAGCAGCCGGGCACCGUGCAGGUCCAGGGUCAGCAGCAGGGCCAGCAGACCACCGCACAGACCGCCACCACACUACAGCCCGGCCAGAUCAUCAUCGCCCAGCCACAGCAGGGACAGGUGUUGCAGGGAACCACUAUGCAGCAGCUGCAGCAGGUGCAGGUAGCCCAGUCACAGAACACACCCAUCACGAGUGCUCCGGUGACCAUGCAGGUGGGUGACCAGCAGGUGCAGAUUGUGCAGGCGACUGCUCAGGGCCAGCAGACACAGGUGCAGCCGGCCGGACAGACCAUGCAGGUCAUGCAGCAGAUCAUCACCAACACGGGGGAGAUCCAACAGAUACCGGUGCAGCUGAGCUCAGGCCAGCUCCAGUACAUCCGCCUGGCUCAGCCAGUGUCGGGCACGCAGGUCGUUCAAGGGCAAAUACAGACGCUUGCUACCAACGCUCAGCAGAUCACACAGGAGGUGCAGCAAGGCCAGCAGCAGUUCAACCAGUUUACUGACGGACAGCAGUUGUAUCAGAUCCAGCAGGUCACCAUGCCCGCGGGACAGGAGCUGACCCAGCCCAUGUUCAUCCAGUCCACCAAUCAGACCCCAGACGGCCAGGUGACCACGCAGGUCAGCGCAGACUGAGCCCCCCCACCCCCCCACCCUCUCCCUCCAGCUCCUCACGGCCCCCCGGGUGAUGAGGCGAGGGGUGUGUCCUGUCCCCCCCUCGUCCCCCUCCAACGCAACGCCCACGACGCCCCUGACCUCCAGGAAAUCGGAGGGGUGGGCCACUACGCCCGACCCCACCCUCACACUACCCCUCUCAUACCGUCAGGCCCAGUUCAGUUCAGCCCAGCCCCGCCCCACACACACACACACACACACCCAGAAGCCCGUCACCAUCCUCCAUCGUCCGCUCCUCUGUAAAAAAAAAUAAAAAAAAGCCGCCCUCUGCUCUCCGAGAGCCGACCCCAAGGGCUCAGAGCCCUCCGUCAGUCCCCUGGCUCCUCGUCCUCUCCCGCCUCCUCCGGUGGGAGUCUGGAGAGGUGCCGACGGCCGGAGAGCAGCCUAACCUCCUCAGCCGUGAGACCCAGCUGACAUCUGCUGCAGAUCCGACCUGCCGUGGGACUUCGAUUCCUAAACACCCAGUCCGGUCUUUCUCCGAUACGAUACGGGCUCCAUUUCUUACACUUCCUUUGUCUCUCUUUCGCUUGCUUUCUCAUUCUCUUUUAUGUCGUUUCAAUAGUCACUAUUAACAAUCUUGUGUUGGUGUCCUAAUUUCUUUAUAUCUAUCUGACUGACUUUUUUUCCCCUCUCUCUCGUUUUCCCUUGUCUUCGUUAAGUGACCCUGAGCUCAUCCUCAUGGCUUGGUCUCUCUCUCUCUCUCUCUCUCUCUCUCUCUCUCUCUCUCUCUCUCUCUCUCUCUCUCUCUCUCUCUCUCUCUCUCUCUCUCUCUCUCUCUCUCUCUCUCUCUCUCUCUCUCUCUCUCUCUCUCUCUCUGUGAUGUGUCUGGUGUCCUAAGGAAAGGGCUUCCAGUCGAUCUGCUCCAUCUUUGAGCUAAGGAGACCUUGCUGUCCGCUUGGACCGAGAGGAAUCAUGACAUCUCAUGUGUAGCCGUAAAACGAUUUCAAAAGUAAUAAAAAAAACAAACUAAGCCAUAAACUACACACACACACACACACACACACACACACACACACACACACACCGUCUAACCCACAUACAUACACACAUCACUGUACAGUAACAUGAUAAUACAAACUCGAAACUGCUGGAUCAGCUCCAGAAGAUGUACCUACUUUCGUUAUUUUGAUAAGUUUUCAUUUGAGAAGUGUCCAGCAUUGUGAAAUUGAUGUCAAGGGCUUUUUUUUUAUGUUGGGAUCUUGCACACAUUACGCGGGCCUCAAUAAUCUGUUUGUGUUUGGAGGGGAUUUUUGUGUGUGGCAAUGUUUAUUUGUUUGUUUUUUCUCCCUCUUGUUUUUGUUUUUUGUUUUUUGUUUUGUUUUGUUUUUUUUUCCCUCGUUGGAUAUCGUGCCGUAAACUUGCCCCUCUCACAGUCGUGAGCAUUGUCCUCUCAUCUCUGUCCUGUCUUUCUUCAGUGUUUUUGAAAGAAUUGUUCUGCGUACGUCAGAACUGUUCUGUCCUCUCUCACACUCAUCCUUUUCUCACCCCCCUGUACAAAACUGCAUUUCUUCUGGGAGCAAGAGGCUCUUUUAUACUCCUUUUAAUACAAGACGUAAUUGUCAAGUAGAUUUUUAAAGAUGAAUGCCCUUUCGUUUUUCACUUGAGGUAUUAUUAUUAUUAUUAUUAUUAUUAUUAUUAUUAUUAUUGUUAUUACCUACAUUCAUUGUUGGUCUUACUAUUGAUAUUUUGCAUGUAGUUACAACUGCCAGCAUGAUAUGCAACUAGGUACAAUUUUUAUUUUUGUUUUUAUUUUUUGUUGUUUUUGUAAACAAACUUUGAAAUGUGGGAAAAUAAAAAAGUGAAACCU